AUAUCUGACGUCACAUUUCUAAAAGUCAACAUCAUUCAAACGCUCGUAGUGGAAACUUCAACACGGCACAUGGUAUAUGAGAAUGGAUGUACUGUUCGAAUUUCCUUGAUGUGUGCAUUACAUAUAUAUAUUUUUAAGCAAGAGUGCAAUUAAAAAGGAUCAAGGCUUGUAGCCCGCCAUGCAGGCAAAGUUACCGUCUGCACUUUUCCUCACGGUGAUUUUGAUUUGGGUAACUGCCGUCACAAAAUCUAGAGGUCAUGUAGAGUGCCCAGAGGGUGCAGGGUUUUGGACCUGUCACGAUACGAUUGAGGAAAUUCACAGUUGUUGGAAAUGUGAUGGCACCGAAGACUGUGAUGAUGGCUCAGAUGAGUCGGAUGCAGAGUGUUCUACAACUUCAAGAAAAAGGAGGUCAACAGAUAAUACCCCCUUCAUACCCCCUUCACCCUUCAUCCCAUGCAAUCCAAACUAUGAACGGUGUCCAGGGGAAGAAAAGUGCAUUCCAUUAUCAAAGUUCUGUGAUAACCAUACAGACUGUGUGCUUGGAGGUGAUGAGACCAGUUGUAAUGUAACAUUUUCUACAAGCUGUGAUAAAUUGAAUUGUACAUAUAAAUGCGCAAAGACCAAAGAUGGGCCCAAGUGCUACUGUAAUGAUGGCGCUAUGAUGUCAGAAAACACCUGCAUCAACUAUAACCCUUGUGACUACCAUGAAGGGAUCUGUGAACAAAUGUGUUCUUACAACAGUACUACAAAGAAAUCUGUUUGUUCUUGUGCAAGUGGUUAUAGAAAGGAUGGGAGUUCCUGUAUUCCUAUAGAUGAUCCAGAGACAGAUAAGGUUUACUUUUGGGUGGCAGCAUCAAAGGUGUUGUUGCAGUUUAAAUUAAACUCUUACUCUGAUACUUCUUUGCGACUAAAUCGUAGCACACCUGAGGCAUAUUACAUCAGAAGUGUAGAUUUUGAUCACAGAAAAAAAGUAGUGUGUUGGAUAAUGUAUGAACCAUAUCCAAAAUAUAUAUCAACAAUGCAAUGUAUGGACCAAUCAACCUUCAAAAUAACAGAAAUUUCGACUGAUGUUACACUAGAAACAAUUGAAAUUAUUGCACAUGACUGGAUUACUGGAAAUUGGUACUUCGUUGAUGUUGUCAACAAUUGGAUCAUUCUUUGCAAUUCAGAGGGGAAGAACUGUGUUAAUAUUGCAAAAUUUGAGGACAAGACGCCACGAGCACUUGUACUGGAACCAAAUUUAGGACUGAUGUUCUACACACUGAAUUCUAAGACUUCAGGCUGGGCCAUAUAUCAAGCUGAUCUCGAUGGCUCCAACAACCGUUCCCUGGUGGAGAAUGGAAAGGAGUUAAUCAGCCCUUCUGGAAUGACCAUUGAUUUCCCAAACCAACAACUCUACUGGGUGGACUCAGCCAAAGACACGAUAGAGAGAAUUGACAUCAAUGGAAAAUCUCUGAACAGACACACUGUUACAAGGUUGAAAACUACAAAAAAUAGAGGCAUUUCCAUCCUGGGGAACUUUAUCUAUGUAACUAGUAAUGAUGAAGUGAAGAUGAGCCGCAUACAUCGCUGGGACCGCUCAUUCAGUGUCACCAAUUAUCAUGACAUCCGCCUGCCAGACCCUUACCAACUACAGGUCUACCACCUACAGCGCCAGCCUAUCAUUCCAAAGGACAAUUCAACACUAUGUGCUGAUUUAGACUGCAAACAUUUGUGUGUGAAUGUACCAUCAGAAACUGGACUUGUCGGCAAAUGUUUAUGUGGAGCUGGAUAUGAACUAGCUGAUGAUAAGAAGCAGUGUCACUUGGCAAGAGACUGUAGUGAAUGUAAUAAUGGUGUGUGUCCAAACAUUGAUAAACAAGAAUGUUCAGUCACAUCAGCCUGUCAGCUUGACUACAGAAGAUGUCCAUUAAAUGAAUGUUUGUUAAGUAAUUGGUGGUGUGAUGGAGAGGCAGAUUGUAAAGAUGGAGCUGACGAGAAUUUCUGCCAUCUCGAAGGAAGGACUUGUUCAGAGCUGACAGAGUUUACAUGUGUCAACAGUAAAGAGUGCAUUGAUAUAGAUUUCCAGUGUAAUGAUGUGCCGGAUUGUGAUGAUGGAUCUGAUGAGGUUGGCUGUGAUGUGUUUUGUGAUGAUACCAAAUAUCCUUUCAAAUGUGAUAGCAACACCAGAUGCCUUUUGAACUCCAGUGUCUGUGAUGGAAAGCCGGACUGUUUUGAUGGCAGUGAUGAAAAAGAUUGUGAUUGUGGGUUUAAAUGUAAUUCUGGAGAAUGUAUCAAUAAGAGGUGGCAUUGUGACCGAGAACGUGAUUGUCAGGAUGGCUCCGAUGAAUUUGGUUGCUUGCCUGAAAAAAAUUGUUCAGCAAAUGAAUUUAAGUGUGACACAGAUGUGUGUAUAUUAAAGAGUUGGAGAUGUGACAAGGAAUAUGACUGUAAAGAUCGUUCUGAUGAAGCCAAUUGCACAUAUUUCACUUGUAAUUUUCCAAAUAUUGCUUGUGGCAAAACCAAGUGCAUCACCCCAGAUCAAAUGUGUGAUACAAUUGAUGACUGCCCUGGUGGAAUUGAUGAAACGGGUUGUAAACCAGUGGCAGAGAGCUGUAAGAACAACAGCUGUUCUGAUAUCUGUCAUCCGGCCCCACCAACACUUCUGAAGCAGUCCUAUAUCUGUCUAUGUAACCAGAGCAGAGAGCUAGGGACAGACAACAGGACAUGUCAUCCUGUAGACAUAUGCCAGACAUGGGGGAUAUGUGAGCAGAAUUGUGAAAAAUUGCCAAGAGGAUACAGCUGUUCUUGUAAUGAGGAGUAUCACUUAGAGGCUGAUGGUUUCACAUGUAGACCACGUGAUAAUGAACCAGUGUAUCUGAUAUUUUCUAACCGUCAUGAAAUGCGCAGUGUGGACCUCACAAAUCACAACUAUGCUGCCCUUGUAUCAGGACUACACAAUACAGUGGCCCUAGAUUUCUAUUAUGCCAAACAGUUUAUCUUUUGGACUGACGUGGCAGAUGACAAAAUCUUGAGGGGCAAACUGCAGGGAAAUGCCCUUACUGAUAUAAAACCCAUCGUAGACAUUGGACUGGCCACCACAGAAGGCUUAGCAGUAGACUGGAUUGGGGAAAAGAUAUACUGGGUGGAAAGCAAGCUUUAUCAGAUAGAAGUAGCAGAGAUUGAUGGAACAAACCGCAACACCCUUAUAGCUGGAAACAUGGUCAGUCCUCGGGCCAUUGUGCUUGAUCCUAGUGUUGGAACCCUGUUUUGGACAGACUGGGAUACAAACAAUCCAAGAAUUGAGAGUUGUUCCAUGGCAGGGGAGAAUAGACAUAUUAUAUUUCACAUAAGACGUAUUGUUGAAAGUGGUGGUUGGCCUAAUGGAUUAACUAUUGAUUAUUACUUCAAGAGGCUUUACUGGAUUGAUGCAAGGUCUGACUCAAUCCACACAGUGACCUAUGAGGGACAUGAUCAUCGUCAAAUUCUACAAGACAAGGACAAUAUCAGACACCCAUUUGCCCUUACUCUGUUUGGUAGCCAUGUUUACUGGACAGACUGGGGGAUCAAUGCACUUGUCUCAGCUAACAAAUUUGAUGGUUCUAAUGUUACAAUCAUCAAACGAACCAACACUCAACCCUUUGACAUUCAAGUCUACCAUCCCAAACGCCAAAUGUCAUCGUCCAAUCCUUGUGCAGAGAACAAUGGAAACUGUUCCCACUUGUGCUUGAUUAGUUACAACAAUACGGUAGGCUGUGUUUGUCCUCAUCUCAUGGAGCUGGCAUCAGAUGGAAAGACAUGCAAACCUGACCAGAGUUUCUUGGUAUUUGUGCGAAGAAAUGAGAUCCGUGGCGUGGAUCUGGAGAAUGCCAAUUUCAGUGUAAUUCCUACGUUAACCACUCCAUAUGUCAAUAAUCCAAUAGCUGUUGAUUAUGAUAUCAGUGAUGAAAAUGAGGGGCAUCUCUACUGGGCAGAUCAAGAUUUAAAAGUCAUAAAUAAAUCUCCCUUGUCAGGAGCAAAUGUCCAAACUGUCAUUGACUCAGGCAAAGCGUUAAGUUUGGAUGGAUUUGUUGUGGACUGGAUUUCCAAAAACAUGUACUUUUCUACUUAUAAUGAUAAAAGCAAGAGAGGUUCUAUUACUGUUGCUAAUCUGGAUGGGGCCUACAGAAAGGAAAUUUAUGUGAAGAAUAACACCAAAGUGGUUGCUAUCACAGUUAGCCCCAUUAGUGGAAAACUCUACUUCUCAGUGUCUGAUGAAGACAGCAUUUAUAGUGUCAAGAUGGAUGGCAGUGAUGUAUCAGCUGUUGUGAAGGAUGCCAAUAGACCAACUAAUUUGAAAUACAAUGAGGCAGAUGGAAAUCUGUAUUUUCUCAAUGAAGGAAAUUAUUCAAUAAUAGCCUGUGAAGUUUCCACCUGGAAAUGUCAAAGUGUUUAUAAUGCAAGUGGCAACCAUUCACAGAUUCUAUACCCAAUGGCAUUUGCUGUAAAUGGCCAUAAAGACAUCUUUAUUGCUCAUGACCACAAGAUUGCGAAACUUAGUUAUGGAAACACAGACUAUAACUAUUCUGUUUUAAGAGAUAAAACCGAUGAUGUGAUAGCAAUGGCCGUCUAUGACAAGUCACAAAGAGUCAAUGAUACAAAUGCAUGUAAUGUAAUAAAGAAUGGUGGCUGCUCCCAACUCUGCCUUCCGACAGGACAAAACAAACGUAUCUGUGUGUGCACAGCAGGAUAUCGUAAAAACGAAAAUGUCUGUGUUGGAAUAGAUUCCCUCAUCAUAUACUCUGCUGUGUCAGAGAUUGGAGGGAUUACAUAUGACCCAACUAAUAGUACAGAGGCCCUGCCCUUUAUCUCCCAAAUACAGAAAGCCACUGCCAUUGAUUUUCAUGCAGCACAAGAUUAUAUAUACUGGGUUGAGACAUCGCCAAAUUACCAGAUUGCUCGUAUCAAAAGGGACUUGACUGAAUAUGAGGUGAUCAUUUCUGAUGAGAUCGGUAGAAUUACUGAUAUAGCUGUGGAUUGGAUAGCAGGUCAUUUGUAUUGGACUGAUUCACAAAGAAAAGUGAUAGAAAUGGUUCAACUGAAGAAACUAGAAACAGACAAUGAGCGCAGAAGAUAUGUUGUUAUUCACAAAGACUUACAGAAUCCACAGAACAUUGUUCUAAAUCCCAAAGAAGGCACUAUGAUUUGGGUGGACAGUGGGAGAAUGACAAUAGAACAAGCAUCACUAGAUGGAGCAGAUCGCAAGAUUUUGAUGAACCUGACAACAUCCAACAUCUCUGGUCUAUCUUUAGAUCACACCAACAAAAAGAUGCUAUAUUGGUGUGAGAGACACACCCACAGCAUUGUGAGGUUAAAUUUGGAGACUGGCCUGAAGAAAAAUAUCAUCAAUGCUGUAGACUGCUAUUCACUCACAGUUUUCAAGACAAAGAUGUACUGGAUUGAUGUGCCUUUAUCAAGUUCCGAGGCGAGGAUAUUAAGUAUGUCUAAGGAAGGAUCAUCUGGGUCACCUACUGUCAUUAAGUCCAAACUACCCAAGACUCUCCACAGCAUCAAGGUCUUUGACAGACUAGUACAAGCAGGGAAUAAUUCUUGUACUGAUAAUAAUGGUGGUUGUGAGGAGAUCUGCCUGUUCAAUAGUCAAAAACGUGUGACAUGUGCUUGUACAUAUGGAAAAUUGGAUACAGACAAGAAAACAUGUUUGGACCAUGACAGCUACCUGCUGUUCUCCAAAGUAACAUCGAUUCAGAGUUUACAUAUGACUGGAAACAAAAACAAACCAACAGGAGAAAUUGUUAACAAAACGCUGAUAAAGAAUGUGAUUGCCUUGGCAGCAGAUUAUAAGCAACGUAGAAUAUUCUUCAGUGAUAUCCAGCAGUCAAACAUUCAGUCCGUUUGGAUGAAUGGUUCAACUUUCUCAGACAUCGUCACAGUCACUCCUUCAAUUGGCUCCGUGGAAGGUCUUGCAUUUGAUUCAUCAAACAGCACCCUGUACUUUACAAGCUACACUAAUUCCUCCAUUAAUAGUGUGAAAAUUAAUCCUGUUAGUGGACAAGCAGAGGGGAGUGUACAGAAACUGAUUCAGUUAUCUACAAGUGAUCAUCCAAGGGCCAUAGUUGUGGACAGCUGCACACAACGUAUGUUCUGGAGCAACUGGCAUAGUAGUCAACCUGGUAUACAACGGGCUUUCUUUAGUGGUUACAGUGCUCAGUACAUUAUUAAAACAGACAUUAGCACACCUAAUGGGCUGACUAUUGAUCACAAGGAACAGUUCUUGUACUGGAUAGAUGCUAGGCUCGACAAGAUAGAGAGAAGUGACUUCCAUGGAAAUCACAGAGCGGUGGUGAUGACCACAAUCCCUCAGCAUCCGUUUGGCCUGGCCCUGUAUCAGGACUACCUGUAUUGGACAGACUGGUUACUUCAUGCUGUUGUUCGUGUUCACAAAUAUGACAGCAAUGACUAUGCCUUCCUAGAGGAGAAUCUACACAGACAGCCAAUGGGAAUAGUUGUAUUUGCUGAGGAUGCUAAUGACUGUACACAGAAUAUAUGCCUCAAUGCUGGCUGUUCCCAGCAAUGUCGAGUGGAAAAGGGACAUGCAGUCUGUUUCUGUAACGACUCCUACACUCUACUGCCUGAUGGAAUUCGAUGUGCAAAAAAUGACACCAUAAUCAACUGUGGUACCACAGACUUUUUGUGCCAUGAUGCAACAAAGUGUAUAUCCAUCUCGCAAACGUGUGAUAAAUUCAGGGAUUGUGUAGAUGGAAGUGAUGAAUUGGACCAAGUCUGCAACCAAGAGCACUGUGGUUCCCAAUAUUUCACGUGUUCCAAUCAUCAAUGUAUACCAUUUGGAAAGCAUUGUGAUAGGACGUUUGACUGCUUGGAUGGAUCUGAUGAGAGGGAGUGUAUCUGUGACAAUGACAAGGAAUUCCAGUGUCGAAACAAGCAGUGCAUCAACAAGAAGUACCGCUGCGACAUGGAGAGUGAUUGUGACGACCAUUCAGAUGAAAUUGGAUGUAAUUUGAACUGUUCUGCCAUAUACCCAGAGCGCUCAUUGAAUUGGGUCUCCUGUAACAUCACCUCAGCCUGCAUCAUGGAGUCAUGGAUUUGUGAUGGUAAAGCUGAUUGUUUGGACGGGGAGGAUGAAAAAAAUUGCAAUACUACAGUUGGAGGUAAAUGUGAUGAAGAGGACAUGUUCCAAUGUAAGAGUGAUGGCCGCUGUAUUCCCAGUAACUGGAAAUGUGACUUCGACAAUGACUGCUAUGACAAAUCAGAUGAACUUGCUUGUGAUGAUGAAUGUGAAGGCAGUAUGACAAAGUGUUCAGAAGGGACAUGUAUUCCUAAAUCUUGGGAAUGUGAUGGUCAUCCUGACUGUUUAAAUGAGACAGAUGAAUCUGAUAUUGUCUGCAAUUUCAACAGAACAUGUAAAGUUAAUGAGUUUCUGUGUACCUCUACCUUCCGUUGUAUACCAAAAGACUGGCUCUGUGACGGAGAUGCCGAUUGUCCAAAUAGUGAAGAUGAAGAUGUAUCCCAGGGAUGUGCACCUUUGACAUGUGGUGAUGAUGAGUUUCAAUGUCAUAAUGGCAAAUGCAUAAAGAGAAUAUUUUUCUGUGACUCAGACAAUGACUGUCAAGAUGGAAGUGAUGAACCUCCAUACUGCUCCAAAGGAUGCAAACUAGGUCAAUUUAAAUGCAUGCAGCACCAUAAUUGUAUCGACAAUAGAUUAGUGUGCAAUGGUUUUCCUGAUUGUUAUGAUCACUCAGAUGAAAAUGUAACUCUAUGUGCCAAAAAUCCUCAAACCAGCUGCACAUUCAAGUGUAAAAAUGAAAAAUGCCUCAACGAUUCAUCUGUGUGCAAUGGGAAGAAUGAUUGUGGGGACAAUUCAGAUGAAGCUAUAAACUGCAAUGUUGAUGAAUGUAAAUUGAUGGAGGAGUCAAGGAAAAUUGGGAGGAAAACAAACAGUUCUUAUUUUAAAAUGUGUCACCACAACUGUACUGAGAAAAAGAUUGGGUAUGAAUGUACCUGUGACACUGGAUAUGAAUUGGAUGCGGAUAAACACCACUGUAAAGAUAUUAAUGAGUGCAAGACUCUAUAUCCCUGCUCUCACUUCUGUGUAAAUACCAUCGGGAGCUUCCAUUGUAUGUGUGCAGAUGGAUUUGAGCUGGCAGAAGACAAGAAGAAUUGCAAAGUGACAGGGUCGGUUAAACCAUAUUUGAUUUUGGCCAAUGGAUUUUACUUAAGAAAUAUAAGCUUGACGGGUCACCAGCAACUGAUCUUGCAUGACCUCAACAAUGCUGUAGCCAUCGACUUUGACUACAAAGAAAAUAUGAUAUACUGGUCAGAGAUCACUUCCACCAUGAGCAAAAUCAGUCGCCUAAAUAUAACUGACAAAAGCAUUUCUGUAAUACAUAACACCACACUGAGAAAUCCAGAUGGUAUUGCUGUUGAUUGGAUUGGCAGAAACAUUUACUGGUGUGAUAAAACCAGAGAUACCAUAGAAGUCUCUAAGUUAAAUGGAUCGUACAGGAAAGUUCUAAUCCAGAAAAAAUUACAGGAGCCAAGAGCUUUAGAAGUUUUCCCAGCAAAGGGACUGAUGUUCUACACUGACUGGGGAACAGAGGCCCAUAUUUCCUCAGCCCACAUGGAUGGCACUAAUGUAAAGAAAAUUGUCACCAAUGAUCUUUCAUGGCCAAAUGCCCUGACUAUUGACUAUGUUACAGAAAAAAUCUUUUGGGCAGAUGCAAACUUAGAUUACAUUGCUAUGGCUGAUCUUGAUGGUAGCCACCGUCAUAUUGUCAUAGAUUCAAAUGUCCCUCAUGUGUUUGACAUGACCACAUUCAUGGAUCACCUGUUUUGGACAGACUGGGAGAGAAUGAAGGUAGAGUCAGCUCACAAAUUUUCUGGGAUUAAUCGGAAACCUGUUGCCCCAGUGAUUCAUCGACCAAUGGGAAUACAUGUGUUUCACAAAAUGAAACAGACAGUGAAAGGAGUAAACCCAUGUCAUAACAAUGGAGGAUGUCAGCAUCUUUGUCUACUGAAGCCCAGUGGAUCUGGUCUGGCAAGGGUCUGUGCCUGCCCUGAAAACCACUACCUUGCCAGUGAUGAUCGAUCGUGCAUUAUGAACUGUACAAGUUCCCAGUCUUACUGUAAGAGGAGUUCCAAGUGCAUCCCAUUUUGGUGGCAGUGUGAUGGUGUGUAUGACUGUGAAGAUGGUGCUGAUGAACCACCAGACUGUGAUGAGUACCCCUGUUCUGUACCUGGAGAGUUUAAGUGUGCCCAUGGUGGCAGUAAGGACAGUGACUGUGUCAACCCAGUAGAGAUUUGUGAUGGAACACCCCAGUGUCACAAUGGAUGGGAUGAGGAUUCAUUUGUCUGCCAAAAUUUCACUUGUCUUCCUGGUUUCACUAAGUGUGUUAACGAGUCUAAGUGUAUUCCCUCUGCUGACCUGUGUGAGACGGCCAGCUGUAACCCACAGCUCUACAAUGAAAUGUGUACCAAUAAGGAAUGUGACAAGAACAUGUUUAAAUGUACCAAUGGCCAGUGUAUUUCGUAUGUGUGGUGGUGUGAUGGGGAUCGAGAUUGCCACGAUGGUUCAGAUGAACAUGAUAACUGUAUAGAGGAGGAUUGCAAGGCAGGAUAUAUUAAGUGUAAUGAGACGGGGCGUUGUUAUCCUGAGUCUUGGCAGUGUGAUGGGGAUGCUGACUGUGGAGAUGGUUCAGACGAAAGCCCUGAUGUGUGUGACAAGAAGUGUGACAAUGACACCCAAUGGCAGUGUGAGAGUGGACAGUGCAUUUCCAAAGUCUGGCGCUGUGAUUUUGAAAAGGAUUGUCAUGAUGGCUCAGAUGAGAAGAGCUGUAAUUCUAAGGAUUAUCGUAACUGCUCUGAGGCCGAGUUCCGUUGUACCAACAAUCGCUGUAUACACAAAUCGUAUAUGUGUGAUGGGGAGUAUAACUGUGAGGACAGCAGUGAUGAAACCAACUGUAAUACAACCCACCAAUGUAAUCCUGAGACUGAUUUCACCUGUAGCAAUACAUGUAUACAGAAAUCUUGGCACUGUGAUGGAGAGAUAGAUUGCCCUGGGGGCGAGGAUGAAAUAAACUGUGCAAAAGAAAAAUGUGAUGGAGGCUUCAAAUGUAAGGGUGGUGCAUGCAUCCCCUACUCCUGGCAGUGUGAUGGUGAGAGUGAUUGUUCUGAUGGCUCUGAUGAAGAAACAGCUCUCUGUAAGAGAUUUAUUUGUGGACAAGACCGGUUCAAAUGCAAUAGCCACAUCUGUAUAUUUGCCAACCAACAAUGUGAUGGAAUUGAUAAUUGUGGGGAUGGUUCAGAUGAACGCUGGUGUCAUCAUGGGAGAUGUUCUCUAAACGAGUUUAUGUGUAAGAACACAUCAGAGUGUAUCCCUAUGUCGAAAGUCUGUGAUGGGAAAAGUGACUGUUUUGUUGGAGAUGACGAAUCCCAUUCAUUAUGUUCUUCAUCAACACAAUGUACAACGUAUGCGUGCCAGCAUCUGUGUAGUUACUAUCCCAAAAUAGACAGAUACAAGUGUAUUUGUAAACAGGGUUUUACACUCGAUCAAGAUGGCUUCUCCUGUGUAGAAUCUGAUGUAUGUAAAUCCUGGGGAGUCUGUCCACAACAGUGUCAGGUUGUCAAACAAGUAAACAUUCCCAGGCCCAACUGUACCUGUUCUGUCAACUACACCUCAGGCUACGUGAUGGGGACCAACAUUCUUACUUGCCAUGGUCAAGGACCAAAACCAGACAUUCUUCUGGCCCUUGAAAAUGAAAUCAUCAAGGCUGGUGUAGGAAAAGCUGGAGGGGAAAAACCACUCAGUAUAAAUGAGGAUACUCUGGAUAAGAUUAUUUCUCUGGAUGUGGAUACUACGGAUUCCAGUGGAAACUUCAUGGUAUUCACAAUGCAGACUUCUCCAGGAAAUCGAUCAGUUCUCUAUGUUGACGAAAUAAACAAGUCUUCAGCCAGAAGGAAAAGACAAACUCGAAAGAAGGUUAUAUCCGAACUGGCUGAGCCUAAAGGUCUGGCAGUGGACUGGGUUGGGAAGCACAUCUACUGGACAGAUGCUCAGACACACAAAAUACAGAUGGCAGAAUACAGUGGGGUUAGAACCAGAACUGUCGUGGAUUCUGAUCUCGAUCAACCGCAUUCUAUUGCUGUACAUCCAGAACUCGGCAAAAUAUACUGGACUGAUCGAGGAUACUCCCCAAAAAUCGAGAGUGCUAAUCUUGAUGGCAGUGGACGCAGGGUUGUUGUCAAGGACAACAUAAUCUGGCCCAAUGGAAUCACCAUUGAUUAUCCCAACAGUAGAAUUUAUUGGGUGGACACCAAGAAACAGACUAUAGAAACUGUAGAUAUGCAAGGAAAAGACAGACAUGUCGUCAGGCAGUUUGACAAGAUAGCCAAGGACCCACCUUACAUGAUAGAUGUGUUUGAAGAUUUCCUGUAUGUUACUUUCUACAAAAGCCAUAAUGUGACAAUGAUCCACAAAUUCAACAGCUCCAAGAUCAAAGACAGGGUGAUGUUUAAAAACCUGAAAUAUAUUGGAGAUAUUGUUGUUCUACAUCCAAGCAAACAAAAGCAAAUAAAAAAUUAUUGUGACCGCUCACACUGCAACCGUGGCUGGUGUGUCAACAUGCCGUCAUCCAACACCACAAAGUGUGUGUGUGACGACUACUCGUACUACAAUCAAUCUCAAAAGGAGUGCAUCUUCUUCAAGAAAUGUGUAAAUGGCAAUCGAAAUGUCACCACAAAACAGUGUGUCUGUCCUCCAAGAUUUGAUGGUACACUGUGUGAGAUAGACUUGUGUAAAGAUCAUCAAUGUGUACCAUACAAAGAGUGUUUUGUAGACAAGAAUAAAAACAUUGGCUGUCGAUGUCAACAUGGCUACUCUGGCAAAACUUGCCACAUCAAAUGUACAGACUAUUGCCAUAGAGGUAAUUGUUCCACCAAUGACAAUGGAGAUAUAAUUUGCAGUUGUCCAGAAGGUUUUACAGGAAGCCGUUGUGAAGAAGAACUUUGUCAUGAAAAGGACUACUGUCAAAAUCAGGGAACUUGUGUAUAUCACCUCUACCUCGAAAAGAAAUGUAUUUGUCAAACAGGCUUUACCGGUUCAAGAUGUAAUUCUUCAUCACCGUGUGCAGACUACUGCAAAAAUAAAGGAAAAUGUAAACUGAGUAACAAUAAUUUACAAGGAUCAUCUCCUUUGUGUGAUUGUCUUCCUGGAUACAGUGGAGAAACUUGUGAAGACAGUGUCUGUGACAACAAACAAUGUGAAAAUGGAGGAACAUGUUUCAUUGAUUCAAAAGGAAAAGCAAAUUGUAGUUGUGCAGUGUUCUACACCGGGAGCAAGUGUGACAAUUGUACCUGCCAAAAUGAAGGGGAAUGUGUGCAGAAUGAUGGAAAAACAUCAUGCAGCUGCCCAACAGCUUUCACAGGACAGUUAUGUGAACUAAGUGCUGAGGGAAGAAGUCCUCAACAGUCCAGUGGUUCCACUGUCAUCAUUAUUGGUGCAGUCAUUGGAGCCAUCUUACUUAUUGCUAUCAUCUUCAUCAUUAUUGUUGUCAUUAUGAAGAGAAAAAGACCCAGAUAUCCUAGAAGUAGGAAUCCCUUCAAACACCAGAGAAUGAACGGGGUGGACGUCCCGAACCCUCUGUACCGGGAGAGGGAAACAGAUGAGGAGGGCAGAGAAAUGAACCCCCAGUUUGACCUUGAGGACCAUGAAAACUUUGCCAAUCCAAUGUAUGAUCGAAGACUGUAUCAAGCAGAAAGCACAGAUGUUUUGCUACCAAAGGAAAGUGACCAAGAUAACAAUAUUAUUGAGGGCAAUGGCAACCUGCGGAUUUAUCGCAAAAAGGACAAAAACAAAAAGGCUAAAGGAAACAACAUUUGAAUGGUGCUGAAUUUGACAUCUACAUGUAUCUUGUGCAUAUAAUAUAUCAGCGAGAGAGAUAGAGAUCAACAGAAGGGUUACCAGAGGAUUCUGUUAAUUUGGUUGGACUUAAGUGUGAAAAGAUUGACUUUGCCAAAGUGUAAUGUUUACAGCAUUACAGUGAAACUGUUUUGCAAUUUGUAAUGUGACAUAAUUGUUUCAUAGGUUGUGAAUUUCAGUCAUCAGGGAACAUAAAUCUCCAUUUUAUACAUCUUUUUUUUUUUUACAUUGCAUGUUUUGUGAAAAGAGAAAUGAAUGAAUGCAGGCGCUUGUGUGGCAGGGACAGUGUUGAAAAUGUCCUCUGUAUAAUAAAACUUUAUUAUGUUUGAAGUUUAAAGAUCUUUUAGUAAUUUAAAACACUGUGUGGUGUCUGAAAAUAUUCCGUUGAUUUAUACAUUUAAUUUUUACUAAACUUCCUAAGGCUUCCAUAUGAACUGACAAUCCAGCAUUGCUCGUUUUUUCCAACGGUGCUUAACCAAACAUUUUAUUGUUGAAAAGGGAAUAUAUUUUAUCUAUAUUUUCAGAUAUCAGGAAAUAUUGUCUACUUAAUCAUGUCUGAAAUUGAUAAGCAUCUGAUUUGCCAUAAUGCAGCAAUUGUUUUUCAUGCUUGCUUUGGAUUUAGCAAUCAGUUCAGUUGAAUCAUGGUUGUUUUAAUGUAUUCAUUCUGAGUACACUUAUUGAAAGAUUGUUGUGAAUUUAGAGUUUAAUGAAUUGUUUAUUGAUGAAUAGAUUUAUUUUAAUUUAUGCUAUAUGUAUGAGUGUAGAUGUCAUAUCAUUAAUACAGUCAUCAUUAGUGACAUAUAUGUAUGUUCCAUUUCUCAUUGCACUAUCAGACAAAGAGCACUAUUUUGUCAGUUGAGUAUAUUCAUGAAUAUCUGUUUUGCUAAGGAAUGUAACAAAUGGAAAUGAUUUUCCUCAACCAUAUGCGUAUACAUUUCUAUUCCCAUAUGAAAUAAAUGCUCUUUGUGUAAACAUAAUAUAAAAUAGCAGGCACAUUUUGAAAGAAAGGGACUUGACAUAUAUGUCCUCAGUUAGAGACACAAGUGUUGUGAUUAACAAAGUGCUCCUUUUUAUUGACAUUUCAUUUGAAAUACCACCGCUUUUUGAUCAUAAAUCAAAAUCAUCAUUUACAAUCAAACAACAGUUGCCAAAAUCUGGCACAAUGUGUUGCCAAUUCUUUUACCUUCAAAUUAUUUCUUUUCAUCUUAUGUUGAUUGCUUCUAAAUAUGCAAAGUUGACUUUCUUUUUUAUUUUACUUUCACACCUAUGCAAUACCAAUGAAGCAUUGUUGAUGUUGUAAGAAAGAUAAUUUCUUUAAAUUCCCCACAGAAACAAAGAAAAAGGCUUUCUUUAAAAAAUAAGAAAAUUUUUGGUAUCAUGAUUUAUGGUUUAUAAAAUUUUAGUCCGGUGAUUAAGGAUCUGAAAGGUAAAUUUGCUUGUGAAAGAAUUCAAAAAUUAAUCUGAUACAUUCCAAAAUUUAAACAUUUUCUGGUUCAAGGACCAUAAAGGAAGACGAACAUAUAUUGACAUCUCUGCUGCAGAUUGUGAUGUAAUUGUAGUGGGCAUAGCUUUAAUGUAUUCCACAGAUAUUGUUAUACACAGAUUUAUAUUUUGUAUAUUGGUUUUUUUCUCUCGACCUAUUGGUCAUACUUAGAAGGUAUACCAGAACCUACCAAACAUAUCUAGUAUUAUAAGUGUGCUGAAUGGCCUUCAUUCAUUGUUGCUGUGUUGUUGAAUCUGUCAUCUGUUAAUAUGAAAUGAAUACAUUCAUUAUAAUCUCUAAUGUUCAUAUUCCCCUGAUGUGUUGAGAAUGAUGAUGUGCCCUGCGUCCCUGGUUGUGUCAUAGCAUGUACUAUGAUGUCAUUUGUACACUGGUUUGAUGUUGAAAAAAAAAAUCUCUUUUUCUGUUUGUUCUAGUGUAUCUAUUUUCAAUCAUUCAUAUCAAAUGUUGUACAUGUAAUAGAGAUUUAUAUGAAUACUGAGCCAUAUUUCUAUUGCACAUGUACUACAAAUUAUUACUAUUCAUUUUGUAUUGAAUAUAUUCUUCAAAGUUUUGAUGCCACAAAAUGCAAUCUAAACACAUAUAUAUACUUGGUAAAUAUUGUGUUGUGUAAUCCUAGAUUGUUUUGUAUUUCUUGUUAGGAUCUGAGAACAUGUUUAUUUUAGUUGUUUAAAAUGAUUAGUCUAAUGUAUAAUUGAUCUAGCCUUUCGUUGAAUGUAACCCCAUUUUUGUACAUUCCAUUCCAUAUGCUUAUCUCUAAGAGAGAAUAUUUCAUUGAUUACAAACUGAAAUAAAUUUUGCUCUAGAA
Molecule: messenger RNA, 15219 nt
Organism: Ostrea edulis (European flat oyster)
Lineage: Eukaryota; Metazoa; Mollusca; Bivalvia; Ostreida; Ostreidae
Product: low-density lipoprotein receptor-related protein 1-like
Exons: 84
Coding region: 179-12871 (4230 amino acids)
Molecular function (GO): calcium ion binding; protein binding
Source: RefSeq, a predicted model, not a curated record